AUGGCCUCGUUAGACCCCCCCGGGCAGCAGGGCCUUCGUGCCGCGCGAAGCGGACUGCGACAGGCGUUGGCAGCCCUGACUGGUCUCAAGACGGAAGAAAAUGCGUACAUCGAGUCGGCCCUCUCUCAACGAAGAAAAGCCCUAUUGUAUCUACACAAGUUGGACAAGCGCAGGGUCAGCAUCUCUGCCGAGUUGCAUAGCUUGGCUGAUGACGAUGAGGAGCCUCUCGCAAAAGAGCUGCGAAGCCUGGGAGAGCAGCAUGAUACAUUGGGCCAGGAGAUCCGCGAGCUCGAGGAGAAGCUCGUUGGUAUGAGGAAUCGCCACCGAUGGCUCGAGCGAAAGAUGGAAGACGUUCACAACCGCCGAGAGGCUGGCUUGAGUGGCUACAGGGGUGCAUUGAGGGAGGUCGAAGGCGAGGUCACAGCCCUGCUACGCCGGCCUCCAAUUGAACCUCUGGAUCUCGACGUUGUCGAAGCUGUAUCACGGAACGACUCUGGAGCCGGAACCGACAUCCAAGAGCUGCCUGGCGGUGCUGAGUUCUUCCGCAUGAUACCUGCGCGACGGACACUGAGCAUGGCCAAGGACUGGUGGGAAAGUGAAAUGGACUUUCUACAGAAACGAAAGGCGCAGGUCGAUAAGGACCGCGAUGCGCUAGAUCAAGGCACGGAGUUGUGGCAGGAAACAGUCAAACUUGUUACGACAUUCGAGGCGGACCUGCGCCAGUCUCUAAGCGGCGGUCCUUCCCCAGCCAAGGGCAAACAGACUCCACGUGCACAACAAGAAGGCGUCGAGGCUCUGUUGCCACACAUGGCCAAGGUCAUCUUGGAGCUUGAAGCAAAUAUGAGGACGGCCCAACAGAACACUUGGAAUCUUCUCAUCUGCGCCGUUGGCGCUGAACUCGAAGCGUUCAGAGAUGCCGAGGCUCUCCUUCGCAGAAGUCUACCAAAGCUUCAAGCAGCGGCGGCGAAAGUUGACGACAUUGAAGAACCUUGGCACAACGGCGAUGACCAAGAGGAGCAAACCCCGCAAACGGAUUCGGCUACAGCUACGACAGAAGCCCAUCACGGAGAGAGUGACAAUGAGGUCCCGCCCGACCUGCUAGUGUCACAUCUGGAAGAGCAUGACGAUGACCGUUCCCAUGUCGGAUCCAUAAGAACUUCGUCUUCGAGGCGCGACAGCGACAAUGAGGUUCCUCCAGAGUUCCUUGCCGAACACAGUAACGAUGAGGGCAUAGACUGA
This is a messenger RNA of Colletotrichum fioriniae, 1239 nucleotides long. Lineage: Eukaryota; Fungi; Ascomycota; Sordariomycetes; Glomerellales; Glomerellaceae. The record is from RefSeq and is a predicted model, not a curated record.